GAAAAGAGGGUAUAGCAGAGUGAUGUCGAAAAUAAUAAUUCGCCUUGACGUGAAAGUCAUUUUAUAUUUUUAUUCCAAUUGGAAUUAUAUUCAAUAAUUAAGUCUUAACUCCAAAUAGAACGUAAUUUUAUAGUUUUCGCAAGAAGUAUAUUUUUCGUAAAUUUAUUAGCCAAACAAAGGAAACGUAAUCCAAUGUACAAAACCCGUCCAACAACCGAGAAAGCGAUUAAUUUGGCGAUAGUAUAAAAAUGAAUUCUAAAAGUGUGUAAAAUUCAAGUGCAAUCAAAAUAAAAAGCAAAAAUUCAACUCAACAAAAAAAAUGUGUCAAAGUAGAUAACACCUACAUAAAAUGAGAAUUGGAAGCAAUUUAUGCGUGUAAAGUGAAUUAUUUGUUGUAUUUUCGUAUCAUUGUUUUUUGGAACAUAGUUUUAUCAUUUCCUUUUAUCAUAAUUAAAUGCAAAACCAAAAGUUUUCAAUCAAAUGAACACUCGAGCAAGAGCUACAAGCAUAAAAUCAUUUUACUGUGCCAACUGAAUGGGAGUUUUAUGUGUGUAGUCAUACGUCAGACAUUGCAUCGUAACAUUGUUAUUCGUUCUGUGAUGACGAGUCCGUAGGCUAUGUCCUCAAAACAACACUAUAAAUCAUUUCUGUUAUGCGAUAAAAAUGCAAACAAAAAUAAUCAGCUAAAAUUGUGAGAUUUUCGGUGUUCGUCGGUUGGAAUGGAACUUUAAAACUGUGGUGCUCGUUCACAAAAAUAUUUACACAACCAAAGUUAUUUUAAUUUAAAAAACCCCGAUAAAAGACACCUUUAUUCUUAUACCUCUGUCGUUGGUAUUUCGGCCCGAUACAAAUACCGAUUUGUGAUAAAAUAAAUUUAGUUUUAAGUGAUUGAGAUACCCGUUCAAUUUGAAAAUUAGAUGAGAAAUGAGCUGGUUGGGAAAAAGUCCACUGCGCCAAAGUUUCAGCCGCACCAGUAAUCAACCAAUACGAACAAAUGAUUGUGAUCCACAGGCGUGUUACGACAGCUUUUGUAAGCACUGGCAACAGAUUUACGACAUUAUCUUAAAAGUUGAGCCAAUGAAACCGCCUACUCGCGAUGACGUAUUGGGUGUUGUGUCUCAUCUGGAUCAUAUGGUCACACUCUUGCUGGUCGAACUACAAAACUGCAAUAAAGUUAUAUUGUCGAGUAUGCAGCCACCUCCGGCUCCAUGUUUGGAAUAUCUGUUAAGCGAAAAUUUGCUAGAUAAACUGUACGAGUGGAGUAGUUCAACUGGAAGAUAUGCAAACGCAGUUCGAUUGGAGCAAUUAAAGCUUUACGAAUUGCUAGUGAGUCAUUCUCGACAUCAACUGUUGGUGCAUGAACCGUUUCUCCGACCGCUGCUAAAAAUUUUGGCAUCCAGUCAGGAUGAAAUAUUUCCACCGGACAUUGAGAAACGUCUUGUGAUAUUGUUGAAUCAACUCUGCGUGGUUCUUAUGCAAAACGUUCAUUUGUUGGAUUUAUUUUUCUUUUCAUCGUCACAGCAGGGACACGGUGGCACAAAUUUCCUCAUCUUUUCAUUAUUGAUACCAUACGUUCACCGUGAUGGAUCCAUUGGACAUCAAGCACGGGAUGCGCUAUUACUCUGCAUGUCAUUAUCGCAAAAGAAUGAAAACGUUGGCACUUACAUCGCACAAUACUCGUCAAUGUGUCCGGUUCUGGUGAUGGGACUCGGUGGACUGUACUCAUCCUUGCCGAAUGCUAUUGACAUCACGGCCAUCGAUUGGCAUCGCAUAACGACGGACGAUGUGGCUGACAUACCCGAAUUGACAAAGUUUAUGAAUUUGUUGGAAUUCUGUAAUGCAUGCGUUCAAGUGGCACACGAACUGAUCAAAACGCAAUUGUUGGACUUUAUGUACACCGGAUUUAUUGUGGGUGUGUUGGGACCAGCCAUUUUACAGAAUAACGCCGACUCCCAAAUAUCCGCGAUGGCCUAUUUCGAUUUGAUUCUGCGGUCUGUCACGGAUCCAGGACUAUUAAGCGUUUUUGUUCGUUUCUUGCUGGACACGGAAAAGUUUGAUGGUCAACGAAUGUUGGACGUGCUGGUGGAACGGAUUAGUUCGGUGGAUACGCGAUUGUGUUUGGUCACACUGUCGCUGUUCGACACAUUGCUGUCACUACAUAGCGAGGAAAUAAUGAUGGAAUUGCUGUUAAAAUUCCUAAUACCCUGCAAGCAUAUCCCAAUCAGUCACCGGCACAAAGUGAAUCGUAUCGACGCGUACACAAAUUCGGUGGAAUUCUUUUUGGACCUGUCGCCGGAAGUGAUGAAACAUGCCGCCCAGAAUGCACUAAUUGAAACACAACAGCACAGUUCCAUGACAAAAACAAUCGGCGCUAAUUGGAACCAUUACGGGUAUUACGGCGGCGAGUCGCUGUAUUCCAAUUAUCAUGCAUAUCUAUUCGAUGCACGGCAUAAGAUAUCAAUUUGUCAACGAUCGUGCCAGAAGUGGUCCAGGACGUACAAGCUCGAAAAUCAUGCAACGAACAAACGAACGGAAAAGACAAUGGAACUGAUACGGAGUUUUUUGAACGAAUUUAGCAAUGAGAACGGAGAUAGCGACAGGAGUAAGCAGCUGGAUAGUUUACAAUCGCUGGGUGAAAGUAGUGGCUACGAAAGUUUUAAAUAUCGGCCCGAGGAUGACUCGGAUGAACGAACUGCCGAAGCGGAUAGUAGUAACUAUGGUGAGACGAUGCGAAGAUCAGAGAGUUGGAAGUUGUCGAGUCGUAAACACGAACCGGAAAUUGAAUUUGAUUUUUCCGAAGAUUUAUUUACACAGGGGACGGUUAGCUUAGGUCCUUUCAUAAGCUCAAUAUGGGGAAAAUUACAGACCUUCACAAGCAAUUGCUUGUAUGUGAAUUUACAUUUGACCGGGUUGAUUACUCGUCUUGCUUGGUAUCCACUUCCGCUUACACAUUCAAUCCUACUGCGACCUGAUAUACCGACAACUUCGGAUACACCAUCAUUUCAUCAGCUGCUGAAAAUCUUAAAGCAGCAAAUCGACGCUGAACUACCAGUUAGUGAAGAAUCACUAGAAUUGGUCGACAACAAUCGCUUUGAGCUCAUCGAAAGGGAACAGCGUUUAGUGAAUGCCCGGAAAAAUGCAAUAACCACGAAUAUUUCGGCCACGACUCCGCUUCAACUGACACCGGGUUCGCAAUACGAUCCGUUUAAACGAGGCGACACGAAACGAAAAAGUUUUUCCAGUUCACUAUCAAAUAUGUUCAAGCGAGCACCGAACAGUUCAGCUACAUCUGGGUUAGCGCAAAUAUUCGAACUCUUCACUGGAGCUGCUUCUCACAUUAGCAUUCCUCUGCGAGAAACUAAUCCAUCGUCAGAACCAACAUCAUUGGACUCAACACAUUCAUCGUCGUCUACGGUCAUGGGCUCGUUGUCGAGUAAUUCGACCAGUAAUGGCAUCAAUGGGAGCAACGAACGUCAACGUGAUUUAGCACUGUGCGCUGUUAUACUCGACGAGUGGCUGAAAGAAUUGUCGGCAAUAUCACAGGAACAAAGUAUUGUUAUGUUAACAGAUCCGACACUUAACUGUUUAUAGUUUUUUGUUUUAAAAAUAGUUUCUGUUUUAUUUAUUUUACCUUUACUCUCUUCUCUGGUCACUCAGACUCAAAUUAAUUAUCAUAGUUUACAUGCACAACAAAGAGCUCAUCAGAAUAUAUCUAGAUAAUUUUUUGUAGAAACACCAUUAAAAGUGAAAAGAUUUUUUAUUUUCUGUUAAAUAAUUUUUUUUCUUUGUAAAAUGUUUAUUAAAAAAAAAAUUUCAAUUAAAAUGAAUUCAAAUUUCGGAGUGUCCGAAUGUGGAAAAAUGGUCGACUGCUAAAUUCAACAACAAGUUUCUUACCAUAGAAAAUACAAAAUUUGUGCAACGCAUUUUUGUAAUUUAUCGAAAUGAAAAACUUAUUUUUAUCAAACA
Bradysia coprophila is the source of this 3966-nucleotide messenger RNA. Its product is annotated as FHIP family protein GF15501. The record is from RefSeq and is a predicted model, not a curated record. NCBI's taxonomy places the organism in Eukaryota, Metazoa, Arthropoda, Insecta, Diptera, Sciaridae.